AUGGCACAAGCAACACAAAAUACCAUUACAAAGUUCGAGAUAGUCGGGAACCCAGGCAGCUUGUAUCCUUUAGUCAUCUUCUUCCACGGCUCAGGCGACUCCUGCAAAUCUUGGGGGUCUUUAGCAGAACUGCUUCGACCCGCGUACCAGCUUCUGCUCUGGGAUAGGCAAGAUCCAUAUGUUAGAACCGAUACAGCUAUCUCAGAACUAUUGGAAUUUCUAGACAGCAGGAAGUGGCCCAAGAAAUAUGUCUUGAUCGCCCAUUCAUACGGCGGCACCUUCGCAAGGCUGUUCCUCGAAGCGAGGCCGCACCAAGUCGCAGGAAUAGUUCUCGCCGAAACAGGUGCAGAGCCAACGAUAGACCCCCAACUCGAACAACGACAAUACAACAAGAAGAUCUUGGGAAACAAACCACUCGUCGUUAUUCGAGGAAACACUCUGAAAUGGAAACAGCUACAAUAUGAUCAAGCCAUCGCUGCAGAGCAGAACCUCGCCAGCCCAACCCUCCUGAUGCAGAAAAAGCUUUUAGACGCGACGGAUAAGGAAGAUGAGAGGUUGAAAAAGGCACAGCUGCAACUUUCAAGGAAUAAUCGAUAUAUCCAUAUCCCGGAUGUCAGUCAUGAUGUAAUUAUUGAGAAACCGGAAGCUGUGAGGGAGGCUGUUUGUUGGGUGAUGGAGCAUUUGCAGGCUGCUCAAGAUGAGGUGCGGGAGGAAGAGAUACAAGUGCAGGCGAGAGAAGAGGGCGAGACUGUGGUUAAAAAGACCUUUGGGGACAGGUUGAGAGGAGCGAAGAAGAUCUCUCUGAGAGGAAGUUUGUUCAAGCUGUUUAGGAAGUCAGAUAGUUAA
This is a messenger RNA of Fusarium redolens, 846 nucleotides long. Its product is annotated as Alpha/Beta hydrolase protein. The transcript has a single exon. Bases 1 to 846 code for a protein of 281 amino acids. NCBI's taxonomy places the organism in Eukaryota, Fungi, Ascomycota, Sordariomycetes, Hypocreales, Nectriaceae. The record is from RefSeq and is a predicted model, not a curated record.